GGAAGUUUCUCGCUUUGUUACAAUGGCCUGUGUGGGUAUAUCGCCAAACCACUCCUGGCUUUUUGCAGGAACCAAACACUCUCUUCGUUUUCCUUCAGCGAGGAGUGUUGUGGCAGUAAGAGCUGAAAGCAUGACGAUGGAGAAAUUAGGAAUCAAGGUAGAAAGAAAUCCUCCUGAGGAUAAACUUACACAACUUGGCGUUAAGCAAUGGCCCAAGUGGGGAUGUCCCCCGAGCAAUUUCCCAUGGACUUUUGAAGCCCAAGAGACAUGCUAUCUGUUGGAAGGGAAAGUGAAGGUGACACCCAGUGGGUCAAAUGAAGCAGUUGAGAUUGGUGCUGGUGAUUUGGUUGUGUUCCCAAAAGGGAUGAGUUGCACUUGGGAUGUCUCUGUUGGAGUGGACAAGCACUAUAAAUACGACUAAAUUAGAAUUCCACUAGGGAUUCCUAAUACGUAUGAAUCUAGAGUGGUGAACUUUCCUGAUCAGAUUGGCAUAGCUUGCUGUAAACCAGUAUCAAAAUAAGCUCUUUGAAGUGGUAAUAUAACCAUUUGUAACUCAAUGUGUCAGGACUUGAUCACCAAAUCAAAGUCAAGACUCAGCUUCUCCAUUGUUGUUGUAAAUGGGCAUGUGAUUUGCAGUUUACGGGUUUAGACUCUCUUGAAUGUAUUUGGAUUUGCAGCAUGUAUGAGACUCUUCAUUCCGCAUCA
Molecule: messenger RNA, 705 nt
Organism: Neltuma alba
Lineage: Eukaryota; Viridiplantae; Streptophyta; Magnoliopsida; Fabales; Fabaceae
Exons: 2
Coding region: 23-421 (132 amino acids)
Source: RefSeq, a predicted model, not a curated record